Molecule: messenger RNA, 1878 nt
Organism: Penicillium griseofulvum
Lineage: Eukaryota; Fungi; Ascomycota; Eurotiomycetes; Eurotiales; Aspergillaceae
Exons: 3
Coding region: 1-1878 (625 amino acids)
Source: RefSeq, a predicted model, not a curated record
AUGGACAAUAUACCUCCUCCUGAGCAAGCAAACCCGGCAGGGGCCACAGGUGCCCCCUCCCGCCGGCCUCUGGGUUCAUUCGAUGAACUGUUCGUUGACCUUUUAGAGGCUUACAGGAGAUACCGGGAGUUUGCUGAGGCUAUCUACACCGGGGAUGAUCUUUCUCCUCUGUUCCCUGACGACUCUCUUUGGUUAUCUGACAUUUACAGAGUGAUGAUGCUGAUCUUUGGUGAGCCCCACCCGCGGGUGGUCGGAGACCAGGAUCCAAUCCAAGAUACAAUUCAGUGGACGGAUGUUCUUAGUGCAAGGCUCACACCGGAAGAUUUCCAAUGUCAGCCGAACGGCAUGUUCCAAUGCCGCGUCCGUGGUGUCUUGAUCGAAAUCAGAGCUACCAGCUACUACGAUAUCCUUAGUGGUGUCGCUGAGAGACUCUUGCAGCCAUUGCAAAACUUGUCAGGCCAAGAUAGGGAAGUACGAAUCCGCAUGAAGCUGCACGUCGACUUGCUUCGUACAUUCGAUACUUUGGUUUCAUUUGCCCACAGAGUGGUGGAAUCUCUCAUGGAUUUGCAUAGAAGCCAGUUUGUUUAUACUACUACAGAGGAGGAGGUCGUGGAACCUCGCACCUCGGCUUCUGCAAACCCCAUUCCAAAUGAUCCCAAUUCGGACAGCUACAACGUGAACAACGACUCUGACUCCCAGGAAGCUCACAAUCAUGCGGUCAAGGAGGAGACUCUUGAACCCGGGGUGGAACAGGCCGAUUUGAACCUAUUCGACAUUCCUCAAUAUGACCCCGUUGAUUCAGCCCACGAUACACAUGGUCAUAUGUCGGCAACCCAGUUCCUUGGCCAGGAUCACCUUGAUUCCGCCAGCGAUUCGGACGAAUUUUUGCCCACAUUGCAGUCGGGUUCUAGUUACACUCAUUCAAACGUCACCUCUGACUAUGCUAUCUCCGCUAGUGACGUUUUGGAGCGGCUUUCUAGUGAUCUAUCCAUUGAUAUGGAUGAUGGUUCUAGCUACUUUGGCGAUGUUUCUCACGAUACCACUACUAUUUCAUCGGGUCACACGGACAAUGAUGACCAUGCAAUUCAUUCUCCCCGAGAGAACUCCAUUGAUCCAGUGCGCGGUCCGGAUACUAUGACUGUUAUUCAAAACAGCAUCCAAGCUGCCGUUGAACAAGUCAACCGCAUGGAAGCCAAUGCCGCAUUGCCCGAUAGUGAUACUAUCCGCCCCGUGAACAACGAUGCGGUCAGCAAUAUGGAUUCCGCCGAUGCGAAUGCGCCUGAGCAACCUGGUACCCCACCCAAUGCAAUCAGAAACAUGGAUUCCGCCGAUAUGAAUGCGCCUGAACAACCUGGUACCCCAUCAAAUGCAGUCAGAAACAUGGAUUCCCCCAAUGCGAUUACGCCUGAACAGCCUGGUACCCCAUCAAAUGCCGUUUCUAACCUGGUCGGUCCGUGGUUGGAGAACGUUUCUACUCCCGCCAGUGCAAUUGGUAGCAACGCGAACCCAUCUGAACCCGAGAUUCCUGCCAGAACCAAAACUGAAGAACCCACCGGACCUACUGUUUCUGCUGCGGAGAAUAGGGAUAGAAUCCGCCCUGGUGGUUCAAAGCGACCUCGCGUUGAGUCCCCUUCCCCUGUCCCCAAGCCACGAACUUUCAUCAAGUACACUCAAAAUGAGGAGGAAAACGCUCUUGAUUUUGCCAAUCGUAUGAUCGGAGCGAGAUGCACAAUCGAGGAAUUUGAACGGGAAUACGCUGAGGAGUUCGGUGUUUCGCGCACUGCUUCGGCCGUCUGCAAGAGAUUCCAAGUCAAAAAAUCGUGGGCUUUCUUGAAGCCCAUUCGCGAUGCUAAGAAGCAGAAGACUGAGUCUUCCUAA